GUUUGCCUUUUAGAUCAAGUAAGCAAAGCCCAGCUAUAAAGAUAAAAAAUGUUCCUUCUAAGUUUUCUGUAGUGCCUUUUGUACCCAUCCUUAUUUUACGUUCGAGAAAUCAAAUAAUAAUGUCAAAAAAGUCGAGACACAACAUGAAAAACAGCACCGUUUUUUCCCCCUCAAAUUUAUCUGCGCCUCUCACUUUUUUUUGCCUCUGCUGUUCUGUUUUGUUUUACUUUCACGCGCCCUUCAUCUCUGCAACAACACAACCAGAAGCUUCACGGCGGCCGUCUACCGCCGCCGCCGGCGGUGGGCUUGGCCUCGACGUCUCGGCGCCUCCGCUGCAACUCCGCAUUCACGACCAACAUAUUGUAAUGGACAAUGGCAUAACAGGGGUAACAUUGUCAAACCCAGAAGGAUUCGUCACCGGAAUACGAUACAAUGGGAUCGAAAACUUGCUUGAGGUUGGCAAUGCUGAAUAUAACAGAGGAUAUUGGGACAUUGUUUGGAAUGUCGCAGGAAGUUCGGGAACCAAGGGCAUUUUUGAUCGAAUAGAAGGAACAGAUUUCAAGGUAAUUGUGGAAAAUGAUGAACAAAUAGAGCUCUCAUUCACCAGAACUUACAAUUCAUCCACCGGAGCCAAUCUCGUUCCCUUGAACAUCGACAAAAGGUUCGUGAUGCUCCGCGGUUCAUCAGGAUUCUAUUCGUACGCCAUUUACGAACACUUGAGAGAAUGGCCUGCGUUUGACUUUGACAACACGAGAAUCGUAUUCAAGCUCAGAAAAGACAAGUUUGGGUACAUGGCUGUAGCAGAUAAGAGACAAAGAUUGAUGCCUUCGCCGGACGAUCGGAGGCCACCGCGAGGGCAAGCCCUUGCUUAUCCAGAGGCCGUCCUCCUUCUGGAUCCUGUAGAGCCACGGUUCAGGGGAGAGGUGGAUGACAAGUACCAAUACGGGUGCGAAAGCAAAGACAGCCGGGUUCACGGGUGGAUAUCCGCAGGCCCAGGCCCAGACCCAGACCCGCCCAUUGGACUCUGGCACAUCUCUCCCACCGAGGAGUUCCGCUCUGGUGGGCCCCUCAAGCAAUUUCUCACCUCCCAUGUCGGCCCCACCACCCUUUCAGUUUUUCAUAGCGCUCACUACGCAGGAGCAGAUAUGGUAAUAAGGUUCGCAACUAACGAGCCAUGGAAGAAGGUUUUCGGUCCUAUCUUCAUCUAUCUUAAUUCCUUGCCUGAAGGGGACGAUCCUCUUAGACUCUGGGAAAAUGCCAAAGAACAGAUGAUGGUUGAAGUUCAAAGCUGGCCUUACAGUUUCCCUGCUUCAAAGGACUUUCUCAAAUCAGAUCAACGAGGCACUGUCAAUGGCAGAUUGAUGAUCCGGGAGAGAUAUGUGAGUGAUGAAUCCGUUCCUGCAAGUGGUGCAUAUGUCGGGUUGGCACUUCCCGGAGAACUUGGCUCCUGGCAAACAGAGUCUAAGGGCUACCAAUUCUGGACCAGAGCAGAUAAAGAUGGCUGUUUCUCUUUAAAUAAUAUUCUCACUGGCAAUUAUAGUCUUUAUGGAUGGGUCCCUAAUUUUAUCGGCGAUUACCAAUACAAUGCUUUCAUUACCAUAACCCCAGGCAGCGAUAUCAAUGUGGGUGAACUUGUUUUUGAGCCUCCAAGAGAUGGUCCUACAUUAUGGGAAAUAGGCAUUCCUGAUCGUACUGCUGCAGAAUUCUAUGUUCCUGAUCCUAAUCCAAAGUAUAUUAAUAGACUUUAUGUCAAUCAUUCAGAUAAGUUUAGACAGUAUGGAUUAUGGGAAAGAUACGCAGAAUUAUAUCCUAACGAGGAUCUAGUUUACACUGUUGGCCUUAGUGAGUACAGAAAAGAUUGGUUCUUUGCACAAGUCACCAGGAAUAUAGGGGACAAUAAAUAUGAAGGAACUACUUGGAAAAUCAAGUUCCAACUUGACAGUGCAGAUGCACAUGGAACAUAUAGACUGCGCCUUGCAUUGGCCACUGCACAUGCUGCAGAAUUACAAGUUCGACUGAACGAUGCACACGCACUUCCCCCAUUAUUCACAACUGGAUUGAUUGGGAAGGACAACACCAUAGCUAGACAUGGAAUUCAUGGUCUCUAUCGGCUGUACACUGUUGACAUUCCGGGCUGUGAGCUUGUGGUUGGCAACAAUACAAUUCUUCUUACACAAAUAAAUAGCAACAGCCCUUUUGUGGGAAUUAUGUAUGAUUAUCUUCGUUUGGAAGGACCCUUAACUUCCAAAAUGUAAAUAAUUCGAUUGAACUUUCACAGAUUCAUUCAAUGAAAUUCUCCUUUUAUCUGGCAAAGGAAUUCUCUACUCUAUGU
Momordica charantia (bitter melon) is the source of this 2332-nucleotide messenger RNA. RefSeq lists its product as uncharacterized. Gene Ontology annotation, molecular function: carbohydrate binding. The record is from RefSeq and is a predicted model, not a curated record. Lineage: Eukaryota; Viridiplantae; Streptophyta; Magnoliopsida; Cucurbitales; Cucurbitaceae.